AUGGCGGUGGCAGAUGUGAAGUUAAAUUCACCAACUCAAACAAACAGUCAAAGUGUUGUUGUCAAUGUCAAAGAAAGAGAUGUUGAAGUGGGGAAACCAUACGAAGACGAAGAUGGUAUAACAAUAGUU
Molecule: messenger RNA, 129 nt
Organism: Trichomonas vaginalis G3
Lineage: Eukaryota; Parabasalia; Trichomonadida; Trichomonadidae
Exons: 1
Source: RefSeq, a predicted model, not a curated record